Crotalus tigris (Tiger rattlesnake) is the source of this 4281-nucleotide messenger RNA. It is a transcript of the gene MTNAP1, whose product is annotated as chromosome unknown C17orf80 homolog. NCBI's taxonomy places the organism in Eukaryota, Metazoa, Chordata, Lepidosauria, Squamata, Viperidae. Bases 198 to 1871 code for a protein of 557 amino acids. The transcript has 5 exons. The record is from RefSeq and is a predicted model, not a curated record.
UAAGGUCAAAGGUUUCGAUUCCGCCGGAGGCGCGUUUGUCGUUUUUCAACGCUGGAUUCUCAAAUUGCUGGUUUGACCGGAAGCCGCCGAUCACAGUUGUGUCGCUGAUUCGAGUUCAGCAUGGUUUCCUCCUGAGUAAAUCUUUUUCGCAUGCGGCUUCUUAUUCCCAGGAGAGAACCUUACUUCUGGGCAGAAAAAUGACUGGCAACUCACCACAAAUGCAAAUCUGCCCCUACUGCAAAAAGCAGUUUAAACGUCUCAAGUCUCACCUACCUCACUGUAAGAUGGCAGAUAGUGAAGAUUCAAGAGAAGCUUUGCCUCUCUUCAGAAAAGCCUGUGAUUCUGUUACAUCUGAGCAGCUAAAUACUGAGAAAAAGAAAUGGCAGAUCCAAAGCUUAGAAACUCCCCCCAAAGAAGAAAGCAAAAAAAGUAAAACUAACUUGGUUACAAAAAAAGGAAGAAGAAAAAAUAUUGGAGUAAUGGGAGCAAUUGUAAACAGUGGUCUGCCUGAAGAAAAGCAAAUUAAAAGUACUAGUGAAAAGUCACCUCAAACAAGGGAGAAUAAAAAAACUUCAGAAGAGCUUUCAGCAGCAGUAGAUAAAAAGCUGUUUCUAAAGAUAAACCUGCCAGAGAAAUUAUCCACAGUCGAAAAAACCAGUAGAACCCCUUUACCUCAAGAAGAAAUUAUACCUACCAGUAGUCUUAAUUUAGAAUCACUGAUACAAAGUGGAAAAGCCACUUCAGAGCCACAGCAGAAACCCUGUGUAAAACAGAAACAGAACAUAAAGUCGUCGGUAGAGCAGAGUGUGUCCCUUUCAACUAAUAAUUUCAUUGAGAGUCUUCAACCAGUUCCUCAAGAACUUGGUGACAGAAUAGAACAAAUCACUGCUUCUCAUCAUGUGACAGCAUUAGAAAACAGAUGUGAAUCCUCUGGUCAUAAUAGCCUGUUAAAUGAAAGUAUCCUUGAUAACAGUAAGGCAGGACAAAGGCCUCUGAAAUCAGUGUCAGGAGGAGCAAGCAUUGCCCUGACCAACAGGCAGCAAAUUAUUACAGGCAGUGUGGACAAGAAGAGCAUUUUAGAACUUGAAGGAAAUGUCAAAAAUGGAAACACAGAAAAUGACAUGUCCAAAAUUAAAGCAUGCACAUCACAGGACCAUGUUGUGGACAACUAUGGAAGGGUUACCAGAGGUCCAGUCCACUUGUUUAAAAGUAAGUUAGAUGCAAAUUCUUUAUUUCUCAAAGCAGAGGAUUAUCCUAAGGAACACCUCAUUGAUCCAGAUCUUAAGCCUAAAGUGUAUCCCACAUUCACAGAAGUUCUCAGAGCAACGGGAGUUGAUAAAACUUCUACUAGCCACUUAAGUGCUUUGGAGAAAAAUACUGAUUUAUGCCCAAGAGCCACUGAGACAAAAGAAGGUAAAAAAUCAGUGAUGGGUUUAAGAAAACCCUCACCCCAAGAGUUAGAAAUGACUACUUCUCCAGAACAAAGCAUACAAGUAUCUGCAUUAGGACUGGAGUGGUUCACUGAACUGUACCCCAAUUACCAGAAGCUGGGCUUAUUUUUAGAGAGACAGUCACAAUGGGAUGCCAAAAUAUCAGAAGCUCACAUUCUGUUUUGUGACAAUCACAAAGUUCCUCUGGCAGAAAAGAAUCUAAAGGAUAUCAAACCUCAGGGUCUGUCUCCACAGGGGAUACUUGGAGCAACAUUCAGAGCCUGGAAUAGAUACUUCAAUAGGAACAUCAGUGUGAAAAAGCAUGGAUUCCCUGGGAUUUCUUUGCUGCUGCUGGGCUUGUGUACCCUCGGCUAUGCCUGGAGACAUGAUCACAUUAAAUAUAAGCAGAGGAAAUACACUGAUGAAGAUACAACAAUAUAAAUAUAAGACUUGUGUCUAGUGCUCAAUCAUGGACGUUACCUUGGGUCUGGCCAGUAAAGUGGAUAUUACCAGUCACUGCAGAAGUUACAUGAAAACAUUUUGAUAGUAACUUGGCAUCUCUUUAGAAAAGGUAAUCUGUCAUAUUGUAGAUAUUUUUUGCUGAUAAAAAAAAAAACUUUCUGUAAUCCUGCCAUUUCUUGGGCAGGAUCUGAUGUCCAUUUUGCAGCGUUAUUUGAGAUUCCCUUUCAUCUGUGGAGUGUAACCUAGUGGAGACAGUGCUCUCUGGAAUGCCUUCUGACACCUGGGGAGCUCAGUUCAGGUCCUUCCUGGAUCCUGCAAGUGCUGGGAGUGGAAAAACACUCAAGACAUCCCAGUAGGAUACAUUAGGGCUUGAUUUUCUCCCCUGUCCUGUUAAACUUUUGUGUGAAACUUCUGGGAGAGAUCCUCCUUUGGGUUUGGGUAAGGUGCCAUCAGUAUGCUGUUGACCCUGGAAGCUUAAUGGGAAGUAUUGUGGAAGUCCUGACUUAAAUGGAACAAAGCCAACUAAAUUGAAACCCAGCAAGACAAGAGUUAUUGUUUUUUCUUUUAUUGUGAGGCAGGUGGUUCCUUACAUAGUCAGGCUGCAAGCCCUUUUUAGCUUUGAAUUCUGAAACCAACGUUUUGAACUACAUAGAUGUAGAAAAUGAUUGCCAACUAAUGCAGAUCUUUAUAUUCUAGAGUAAACUUCAUUGUUUUCAUCUAGCUCAGUGGUUCUCAACCUUUCUAAUGCCAUGACCCCAUAAUAUAGUUCCCCAUGUUGUGGUGACCCCCAAGUGGGUGUGGCCACCAAUAAGAGGGAGUAGGACAGCUAGGGAAAAGGGAAAAAAAUGGCGGACAGCGUGGUUUGGCGACCCCCGUGAAAUGGUCAUUCGACCCCAAAUGGGGUCCCGACCCACAGGUUGAGAACCACUGAUCUAGCUGCUACGGACUGAACUUUUCACCUACUUUACAAGUUCAGUUGUAUAUUCGGUGUUUUGUAAUGACCUCAGUAUUACGUAACCAAAAUGUAACUCUUUGUUGCUAAAUCAGAUUUUUUUUAGGAGUGGCUAUUGUAUAAAUAGAGACCUUACUAUUGCUGGCCCCUUGAAAGACCAGGCACAAUACUGAAUCAAAGAACGCCCCCAUCUGCAAUUAGCAAUAGCAAAUACCGUACUUUCCGGCGUAUAAGACUUUCGCAAGCUUUAAAAUUGGCGCCAAAGUCGGGGGUUGUCUUAUACGCCGAGUCAUCUUAUACGCCAGAAAUAACGGUAGUUUCCGGCAUAUAAGACGACUUUCUAGGCAUGCGACUCGGCGCCGAAGACGGGGGUCGUCUUAUACGUCGGGUCGCCUUAUACGCCGGAAUAUACAGUAAUUCAAAUCAAGAGAGUCAAGCCAAACUUUCAGCUAACCCUCAGUAUUAGCAUUUUGUGGAAUUCAUUUAGGUCUGUUCUUUAUUUCAGCUUAUUAUUUUGCUCAGGCAACCUGUCAGCCACUUUCUUGUAUUAAAUUUUGAAAAAUGAGAUAAUACUUGGGUCCAGAUGACCUCUCCCAGCAGCUUCCUGUAGCCAUUAAAUAAGAAAAUGCUUCCAGAGGAUUCUAUCUUUGUUUCCAACCAACUAAAGUUUGUAUUGCAAUUGUUAGCCCAGCUGAAAUGAGUUCAUUUCAAGGUUCAUUGUAGCCCAAAUAUCCGUAUCAUUCAGCUAAAGGUUUGAGAUAAAUGUAUUUGGGGAAGAACGGAAUCCAUCUUCAGAUACAGAAAAGGCAUCAUUUUUCACUGUAUUUGAAGGUCAAGUGCGUUCCAGCACUUUAUUACCACCUACUAUCUGGCCCAUUACUUGCUUCCCACUCAGUUGUCACAAUGCAUCAAUGUUAGCACCAGUGAGCAUCUUACAAACAAAGCAGUGCAAAUUUGGCCUGUACAGCACAAUAUUUGGUUGUCUCUCUGACUACUUGAAUGGUCAGAUGGUUUUUCUAAUGGCAGGGUGUUUCAAUGGUUCAUUGAAAGAAAUUGAUUGAGCAAGAUAGCCACCUAGCUAAGGCCUGCAUCAAGCAAGAAUCACUACCCUCAGGGUAAGAGGGGAUGGGAAGAGGCACCUCAGGAGACCCUCUGGGCAGUGCUUUCCCUGCCUGCCAUCUGUUAGCUCAGAAAUGUGGUCGAUUCUGUCUCAGGGAUAUCUUGAAGAAUUUGCUGUUUAUAUCGGGCCUCCCACACAAACGAGACGAGAAUGCAUGCAAAUCUAGCCGACUACAUGGCUGAGUUGCCUUGAAGCAAGAUGGGCAGUGAAUAAUUUUAUAAUAUACCGUAUAUGCCGGCGUAUAAGACGACUUCCGGAAGCGCUAAACUCGGCGCCAAAGACGGGGGUCGUCUUAUACGCCGAGUCGUCUUAUACAC